Molecule: messenger RNA, 5210 nt
Organism: Artibeus jamaicensis (Jamaican fruit-eating bat)
Lineage: Eukaryota; Metazoa; Chordata; Mammalia; Chiroptera; Phyllostomidae
Gene: IKZF1
Product: IKAROS family zinc finger 1
Exons: 9
Coding region: 792-2411 (539 amino acids)
Biological process (GO): regulation of transcription by RNA polymerase II
Molecular function (GO): RNA polymerase II cis-regulatory region sequence-specific DNA binding; DNA-binding transcription factor activity
Source: RefSeq, a predicted model, not a curated record
GCGGCCCGGGAGUUGCGGUCGGGACGGUGCCGCGCCCGCCCGCCCGCGACCCGGCGGCAGGGUGGGAGCAGUGCGCUGGGCUCUGUGCCGCGCUGCGAGUCCGGGUCCGUACCACACACCGCACCCGAAGCCAUGUCCCGCUGCUCGUCCCGUCCCUUGUUCCGCUCCUCGUCCAGCUCCGCGUACCCCUUUGUGCCUCCCGCGAGGUCCGCUCCGGGCUCCCGAGCGGCGAGCCAGGAGAGCGCCGGGGAGUACGCACGGGGCGGAUGGGGGCGGCUGCCGGGCAGGUCCGGCCUGGACCCCGGUGCGCGCAGCCCCGAAGUUUGUGGGGUGCAGGCCUUGGGCCGCAGGUGGCGAAGCGCUGUCCACAAGGGCGCCGCCCGUGGGCGGCGCUGUGAGCGCGGGGCAGCUGCUGGCCGGCAAGGCGAGAGCCAGGUUGGGCCCAGCAGGGGGUGGGGAGUGCGGCAGAGAAAUGGGGAACAGUGCGAGUGAGCAACUCCAGGAAGUCGUUGUGAAAGAAAGCCGGGAAGAGCGAGGCGGCCGAGUUGGCCGGGCGCUCUAACAAGUGCCUUCGGGGCCCCGCGCCGGGCAGCGACUGCCUGACGGUCCCUGGGUCUCGGCGGAGCGCAGCCGAGCCGGAGGGACGCUCGGCCGCUCGGCCGCUCCGAGGCGGCUGACCCAGGAGAGCCCGGCGGGGCGGACGGCGCCCUGGCUCCGAGGUCGCUCUUCGAGCCCGAGGAUCAGUCUUGGCCCCCAAAGUGCGACGCGCAGAUCCACAUAACCUGAGGACCAUGGACGGCGAUGAGAGCCAAGACAUGUCCCAAGUCUCAGGGAAGGAAAGCCCUCCCGUAAGUGACACUCCAGAUGAUGGCGAUGAGCCCAUGCCUGUCCCCGAAGACCUGUCGACCACGUCCGGAGGCCAGCAGAGCACUCGGACUGAGAGAGGAGUGGUUUCAUAUGGGGCUGACGGCUUUAGGGAUUUUCAUGCAAUAAUUCCCAAUUCUUUCUCUCCCAGUAAUGUUAAAGUAGAGACUCAGAGUGACGAAGAGAAUGGGCGUGCCUGUGAGGUGAAUGGGGAAGCUUGUGCCCAGGACUUGCGCGUGCUCGGUGCGGCGGGCGAGGACCUGGCUGGCUCCCACGGUGGCCCCGGCGGCAGAGCCGUGUCAGGAGCUGGAGGCAUCCGACUGCCUAACGGCAAACUGAAGUGUGAUGUCUGUGGGAUCGUGUGCAUCGGCCCCAAUGUGCUCAUGGUCCACAAGAGGAGCCACACGGGAGAGCGGCCCUUCCAGUGCAACCAGUGCGGGGCCUCCUUCACGCAGAAGGGCAACCUGCUGAGGCACAUCAAGCUGCACUCGGGGGAGAAGCCCUUCAAGUGCCACCUCUGCAACUACGCCUGCCGCCGCCGGGACGCCCUCACCGGGCACCUGCGGACACACUCCGUUGGUAAACCUCACAAAUGUGGAUAUUGUGGCCGAAGCUAUAAACAGCGAAGCUCUUUAGAGGAACAUAAAGAGCGUUGCCACAACUACUUGCAAACCAUGGGCCUCCCAGGCACGCUGUACCCAGUCAUUAAAGAAGAAGCCAAUCACAGCGACAUGGCAGAAGACCUGUGCAAGACGGCAGCCGAGCGGUCCCUCGUGCUGGACAGACUCGCGAGUAACGUCGCCAAACGUAAGAGCUCUAUGCCUCAGAAAUUUGUUGGGGACAAGUGCCUGUCGGAAGUGCCCUACGACGGCGGCGCCGGCUACGAGAAGGAGAACGAGAUGAUGCAGACCCACGUGAUGGACCAGGCCAUCAACAACGCCAUCAGCUACCUGGGGGCCGAGUCCCUGCGCCCGCUGGUGCAGACACCCCCGGGGGGUUCCGAGGUGGUCCCAGUCCUCAGCCCACUGUACCAGCUGCACAAGCCCCACGGGGAGGGCCCCGCGCGGCCCAAUCACUCCGCCCAGGACAGCGCCGUGGAGAACCUGCUGCUGCUGUCCAAGGCCAAGUCCCUGUCCUCGGAGAGGGAGGCGUCCCCCAGCAACAGCUGCCAAGACUCCACGGACACGGAGAGCAACACCGAGGAGCACCGGGGCGGCCUCAUCUACCUGACCAACCACAUCACGCACGCCCGCAACGGCCUGCCCAUCAAGGAGGAGGGGCUGCCGGCCUACGAGGUGCUGCGGGCCGCCUCCGAUGGCUCCCAGGACGCCCUGCGGGUGGUCGGCACAGGCGGGGAGCCCAUGAAGGUGUACAAGUGCGAACACUGCAGGGUGCUCUUCCUGGACCACGUCAUGUACACCAUCCACAUGGGCUGCCACGGCUUCCGCGACCCCUUUGAGUGCAACAUGUGCGGCUACCACAGCCAGGACAGGUACGAGUUCUCGUCCCACAUCACGCGGGGGGAGCACCGUUUCCACAUGAGCUAAGCCCCCGCCGUGGUGGGGGCUCGAGGAGCAGCACUGGCUCCGCUGCCUCCAAUGCCCACCAUGUGCACAGAACAGGGACCGUGUGCUUUUCUGUUCUGUUUCUGUUUUUGUUUUUUAAAGUGGAUUAGCUGCAAAUUUGAUUUCCUUUUGAACACAAGAUUUGUAUUGUUAGAUGCAAGGUUACGAUGCCACUCACCCCAGACGGCUGUACUGGAGCCCCCUUCCCUGUGGUUUCUAGAAUGUCCUCCUUCAAACAAUGGGUCAUUUUCACAGAGCAUCUUGUUAAAAAAGAGAGAGAGAGAGACAGAGAGAAAGGAAAGAAAGAAAAGAGGCCAAAACCUGGACAGAAAGAGCUGGUCCCAGUGGGAAGCCCCAGAAGCACACACCAGGUGUACUUUCCCAGACCCCAGAAGCAGUGAACUGCGCCUUCGAGGUGUGGCUGGGCAGGUGAGCUGCUGCAGGUGAGCGCACCUGGAGGUGCCCCCAAUCCAGCAGGGCCUGUGCUGCGGGUUCUCCCGUGCACUGUGGGGCGUUCCCCGGCAUCUACAGUUGCUUCCCGGAGGAUGACGGUAGCACACUGCCCACCAACAGCAAAGCAUCCCUCCAGACGUCGUCCAGCAUACCCUAGUGAAGGACUUCUGCUCCAGAUGAUUCUAGACCCACCAAGGAUCUGCAACGCCCUCCCAGGAUAGCAGCCCGGGAGGUGUGUGCUGGUCAGUGGUCUGGAGGCCAACUUGUUCCCCUCCGCAGUCACUGUAAACGCCACAGAGGAAUUACUCCCCUUCAUAAUCACACCUUCUCCAGUGCAUUUGAGUCAUGUUGAAGGGAAGGAGCCCACACAGAUAGUGCCCUUGAGCCAGGGGUUUCUUUGCUUACAGAACACUGUGGCAUUUUGAAACUGGAAAGAAACCAGGGGUCAGGGACCCUGAACAAUGGGACAGAGAGGAGCUGGACUCUUGACAGCUUCAAUUCAAUGUCCAGUGACAGAGAGAGACAUGCCAAGCCAAACAAACACACUGCCAAGAGCUCUCCGAGUCCCACCUGCUGGCCUGCCCACCCCUCCCCCCACCUCUCUUCCCCUCCAGCCCUCAAAGCCACUCCGUUCACGGAGCUUCCUUGUGCUCGAGACUUCAGGAUGGAGCUGAACACAGACUGUGUACAUAGGGCUUCCGCGCUCUGUUCAGCCGCUUCCCCCUUCUUCUCGUCGCCUCUCACAGCCAGGGCCAUUUGUAUUUAUGUCUCUUCUGUUGGAGAUUUAUAUUGUCACGCUGCUUUUCCUUGAAACGUUGUAUUUAAGUGAGGGUGCCUUAAGGGCCCCAGGUAAUUAAGUUAUGUUUGACAGGUCAUACACUCUCUGUGCCAAAAGCUGUUCCCAUUUUCUUCUAGAGGUAAAAGCAGGACCUGGCGUGACGUCUCCCCUUUGGUCCUCGGGUGUGUCCUGUUGUGGAACGGUGCAUGUGCUCAGGGCUGACGCACUGAGGACGGAGCCGCGCCUGCGUCUCCCACGCCUGCACUGUGUUUAAGAUAAAUGUCGGAGUGAGGCGGUGUUUGCAGGUAGAAGGCCGACCCGCCAGUGACGACAAGCAUCUGCCCAUCUGCCUGCGCCUGUCGUUUGUGCUGUCGGUUUUGUUUCCCUCUGUCCAUGCAUUUUUCUGGUUUUGUUUCAAUCACAUGGUGGCUCUGACGGUCUCAGCCGCUUGCUGAAACCAAAGCAAGACAAAGUGGACGGAUGCGGACCAGCCAGGAAGCCAAGGCCACCCUCUAUCCUUCACGUGACGUCUUCGGUUCCAGCAACACGGAAGCACCAUCUCUCCUUAAAAUUUGUAUCGCUUUCAUGUACCUCAGUGUGUGUCUGUGUUUUUUGUUUUGUUUUUUACCUUAAAAAGAACCCAAAUCAUCCCUGGCUGUGGCGACUAGUUUGGAGCAUCUCCCCAAAGACCAAAAGGUUGCAGGUUCGAUCCCUGGUUGGUGAGCGUCCAGGAGGCCACCGACAGAUGUUUCCCCGCCCACGCCCACUCUCUCAGCCGUGUGUCUCGAUGGUCAGGGUCUAAUACACCUUUCGCAGUCAGUGUGCUCUGCCAGUCAGGGCCACAUGUGCCUGUAUCUGACACAGCCGCAAGUCUCCACCUGGCCCUGCCAGACACACAGACAGGUGUGUCAAUGAGGAAAUGCCAUGGUGUUUCUGACCUGCUUCUAGGAUGAUGUUAAGUUAUUUCUAGUUCGCUGUAAAGCAGAAGGAACACUUGGAGGAAUGCCAUCCCUCUCUGUACACUUUUUGAGAUGCUUCUUCUGCAGUCAUAGAACAAAUACAUGCAAAAAUAGUCUGUCUUCCUAUAACAGAGGAAGAUUGGAACCGUGGGGGUUGGAACCCACUCCACCAUUCUUUUGAUGCUGUUUCUGUGAGCGCUGACUCUGACUAACAUGUGCGUGGUUGGUGCACGAGCACCAUGUCUGUGCAAGAAUCCCAGGAACCAACUUCAAAAGAGACAGACCCGGUCCUUCAGGCCUCCCGGCUCCGGGAGAGUUGCUGACCUUUGACCGUGGGGCCGGAUGACGUGAAGCCAGGUGACUGAACCAGGAUGAUGCGCACCUCACCGUCACUUGCCUUACCGGAAUGGACUGUGCUCAUCUGCACACAGAGAACUUUUUAAUCCCCUCCCCUGAUCUCUCUGUUCUGUUCCCCGCCCCCUCCUUAUGAAAACGUCGACCGCAGUAAGAGGGGGAGACGGGCUUUGUGACACGAGUCCCCCAUCUUCCAGGUGGCUGGCACCUGCAAAUAAACCACUUUCCUUUCCAUCA